Molecule: messenger RNA, 510 nt
Organism: Echinops telfairi (small Madagascar hedgehog)
Lineage: Eukaryota; Metazoa; Chordata; Mammalia; Afrosoricida; Tenrecidae
Product: olfactory receptor 2D3-like
Exons: 2
Coding region: 1-510 (169 amino acids)
Biological process (GO): G protein-coupled receptor signaling pathway; sensory perception of smell
Cellular component (GO): membrane
Molecular function (GO): odorant binding; G protein-coupled receptor activity; olfactory receptor activity
Source: RefSeq, a predicted model, not a curated record
AUGGAAGAAGAGAACCACACCUCUGUGACUGAGUUUGUUUUCCUGGGCCUCUCCCAGGAUCCACUGACACAAGUCCUGCUCUUCUUCCUCUUUCUGAUCAUCUACCUGCUGACUGUGCUGGGAAACCUGCUCAUCAUUGUGCUCAUUCACAUAGACUCCAGACUCCACACACCCAUGUACUUUUUUGCCAUGGGUGUGGGGAUCCUCCUAGCUCCUGUGUCCCUCAUCCUUGUCUCCUACUGGAAUAUCAUCUCCACUGUGAUCCGGAUGCAGUCUGGAGAGGGAAGGCUCAAGGUUUUCUCAACCUGUGGCUCCCAUCUCAUUGUUGUUGUGCUCUUCUACGGCUCAGCAAUCUUUGCCUACAUGAGACCGAACGCCAAGAAAAUGAGUGAAAGGGAUAAAGUGAUCUCUGUGUUUUACUCUGCAGUGACUCCCAUGCUGAACCCCAUCAUUUAUAGUCUGAGGAACAAAGAUGUCAAAGGAGCUCUCAGGAGAAUAACAGCAAGAUAG